UCUGGUGGUAAGUUGUCUUAUUAGCGAUGAUACCAUAUCAUCUCCUUACUUUUAUAUUAGGUCAUCAAAUAAACCAUGUCGACCCUCGGAACAAGGCUAUAUAAUAUAUGCAUACAGUACUAGUACAAAGACAAUUUGCAUCAAGUCUUCAAUAAAAACAAAUACCAUUUGAAACCAGCCUAGCAAGAGUAAUGCUCUAGGAAAUACUAUUAUAUCAGGAAAAUGUACAUGUAUUACGAUUUUUUCAUAUAUAGAUAAUUGGUGAACUAUGAGGACUGGGCCAAGCAGGCUAAAAUAACUUAUGAUUUAUAUAUGUUUAGGGCAUGGCAUCUAGUAAACCUAUACCAUGUGGACCUUGUCAACAAGCAACAGUUAACAUAAAAGCUGACGUCUGGUGUUACAACUGUGAUGAAGGAUUAUGUUCAACAUGUUCAAGUCAUCAUAAACGGUCCAAAGGAACACGUGAUCAUAAGACAAUUGAUAUAAAAAGUUAUAAACCAUCCGUCCGAGCUAUCAAAACAGAAAGUGACAAACACGGUCAACAAUUCCUCCUGUACUGCCCCAGUCAUUUAAUGCCUUGCUGUGAUGUAUGCAUUUCCCUUAGUCAUUCAAAAUGCACUGGAAUAAAAAGUCAAGCAGGUGUAGUAGAGACAACUAAAAUUGAAAAAUCUAAGGGAACUGUAGAGAGAGACAUUAAUUCUAUCUUAUCUUUUUUGGACCAAUUAGUAAACAACAAAUCAAAAAACAUAAAAACAGUAGAACAUCAGAAUAUGAGCAUGAAGAAAUCACUUAGAGACAUUCGAAUGAAAAUAAAUAAACAUUUAGACCACCUGGAAAAGACAUUAUGCCAAGAAACAGAUACCAUUUGGAAUCAGGAAAAAUCAAAAGCAGUAGAUUUCAUCUCUGAAGUUGAAGCGACAAAGAAAAACUUGAUGGAAAUGAAAGAACAUUUGCAAACAGUCACAACAAAUACUUCAAAACUUCAAUCAUUCCUAGAUGUACAUCAGAUUGAAGAAAAAGUUCAUCAAUGUCAAAGAUAUGUCGACGAUCUGGAAAAUGAUGAGAGGAUCAAAGAAUUUGACUUCAAAAUAAAGCAAAAUAAUGAAAUAGAAAAGAUACUUCGCAAACUAGUAUCAAUAGAAUCUUUUGGAGAAGUAAUGGUUGUUAAGACACAAACAGACUUGAACAAAGAAACAAGUGUGAGGAUGGAAGCACAAGUAGAAUCACAAGAACAAUCCAAUAUACACAACAUUACAAUGAAUAUUGUGACAAAGAUCAAGUUGAACAUUAUUAAUUUUAUUAGUGACAUGAUAUGUCUGAUGGAUGGAAGAAUUAUAGUAUUGGAAGAGAAGGGUAAAGUUUAUCUACUGACUCCUAAUGGAAAACUUAAGAAACAGUUAAAAAUAUUAGAUAAAGCCAUCAGUGUUACACAGAUCAAUCAAAACACUUUUGCCUUAACUUAUCCUGAUGAGAAAGCCAUUAAGAUCUUCGAUAUGGAGAAUGAAACAUUUAUCAAAGUUAUAACAAUACACAAAGAAUGCAGAGGUUUAUCAUUCUCCAAUAAUUCUCUUGCCAUAGGUUUGAAUUCAAAUGAAAUCUGUAUUAUUGACUUGGAAGGAAAUAUAUUGAAGUCAAUACAAGUUCAGAGUAUAUCAAACCUGCGUAACCUUGUUUACUGUAAUGACAGAAUAAUCCAUAGUGACUAUUAUGGUAAAGCAGUAUACUGUUAUGAUGGAUCAGGUAAACAGAUCUGGCAAUACAGACAGGAUUUAACAGAUCCAGUAGGACUUUGUACAGAUACUUAUGGAAACACUAUUGUAGCAGACUAUAAAUCUCAUAGAAUAAUAGUUAUAUCAAAAGAUGGACAGGACAGUAAAGUACUGAUUAGUAAGGAGGAUGGACUGAUGUCUCCUAGGUGUAUUAGUUUUAAACACAAUGAGUCUUCAGGAUUUAUUUGUGAUAUUGAUGGCAAAUACUUGGCCAAAUUUGAUUUAUCUUAUGGCUGAUAUACACAAUGAGAUUUUUAUGGCAUUACAUGAAUCGAUGAAGGUAAUAUACAUAUAACCAUUGAGGAUAUUUCGUGUAAAGUUUGAAAGUGAAAUGAAAUGUAGACAAAUGUAUAGAUG
Mytilus californianus (California mussel) is the source of this 2126-nucleotide messenger RNA. RefSeq lists its product as uncharacterized. The record is from RefSeq and is a predicted model, not a curated record. NCBI's taxonomy places the organism in Eukaryota, Metazoa, Mollusca, Bivalvia, Mytilida, Mytilidae. Gene Ontology annotation, molecular function: zinc ion binding; protein binding. The transcript has 2 exons. Bases 324 to 2006 code for a protein of 560 amino acids.